Astyanax mexicanus (Mexican tetra) is the source of this 5574-nucleotide messenger RNA. RefSeq names its product endoribonuclease ZC3H12A-like. The transcript is spliced from 6 exons. The record is from RefSeq and is a predicted model, not a curated record. NCBI's taxonomy places the organism in Eukaryota, Metazoa, Chordata, Actinopteri, Characiformes, Acestrorhamphidae. Bases 147 to 2213 code for a protein of 688 amino acids. Gene Ontology annotation, biological process: nuclear-transcribed mRNA catabolic process, RNase MRP-dependent; 3'-UTR-mediated mRNA destabilization. Gene Ontology annotation, molecular function: metal ion binding; RNA endonuclease activity; mRNA binding. Gene Ontology annotation, cellular component: nucleus; cytoplasmic ribonucleoprotein granule.
UGAGGCAGAGGGUGUUAAAUAAGAGCUGGAAAGUCCAGCUUUACGAAAGUCGGACGCGUUUAGAGAGAGAUUAGAGGACAGAAACUCAGUCUGAUCAUGGAGAGAAACUCGGACUGGGUUUAGCUGAAGGUGAGUGUGCACAGUAAAUGAGAAGGCCUUCAUUUGGGGAGAUGAGUACAAGCAUCGGCCCGGUCCCUGUCCUGCCCUCUGCUUUAGAUUCGUACGCCUGGCCCGAUUCUCGUAGUGCUUCCUGGAUCUCCUCCAUCAGCAGACACUCGCCCGUAUGGGGAGCUUUUCCCUCUCUGUCCGACCCGUCAGUUUCCUGUAGCGGCAGAAUGGAGGAGCGGACCCAGGAGGAGCCGGCGGAUCAGGGCGGAUCAGAGUUCCAGACCCAGCUGGAUCAUUUCCGUAAGCUGGGCUUCUCCCAGUCUCAGGUCCGAGCCGCCCUGCUGAAGGUGGGACUGAACACGGACACUAACAGGGUUCUGGCUGAGCUGAUCCAGGCCGGGGGGGAGGCUGAGGACCGGGAGAAGAGCCAGAGUCCCGGAGCUCCGGCGCUGGUGUCUCGUGGAGAGAUCAGCAGGAAGUCCUUCAGCAGCAUUUCUUCACCCACAGAGCAGGAGGAUCCACCCGCCGAGGAGGAGGACGACGCCCUCAGACCUGUAGUGAUUGAUGGCAGCAACGUAGCUAUGAGCCAUGGCAACAAGGAAGUGUUCUCCUGCCUGGGAAUCCAGCUGGCGGUGAGGUACUUCCUGGAGCGAGGUCAUUCAGACGUUACUGUGUUUGUGCCGUCGUGGAGGCGGGAACAGCCCCGGCCGGACGUACCAAUCAGAGAUCAGCAUAUUCUGCGGGAGCUGGAGAAGAGGAAGAUCCUGGUGUUUACUCCAUCACGACGGGUAGCUGGAAAGAGAGUGGUCUGCUAUGACGAUCGCUUCAUCGUCAAGCUAGCGUACGAGUCCGACGGCAUCAUCGUGUCCAACGAUACCUACCGUGACCUGCAGGGGGAGAAACCGGAGUGGAAGCGCUUCAUCGAGGAGAGACUCCUCAUGUACUCCUUUGUUAACGACAAAUUUAUGCCCCCGGAUGAUCCCCUCGGAAGACAUGGACCUAAUCUUGACAACUUUCUUCGCAGAACUCCUCGAGCUCCUAAAAGGCUUCCCUGCCCUUAUGGUAAGAAAUGCACCUACGGCUUCAAGUGCAAGUUCAGCCACCCUGAACGAGCCAAGCAGUCCCAUCGUUCCUUGGCGGAUGAACUGCGAGAGAAGGCCAAGAUGACCCCCUCUCCACACAGAACACAAUCAUCUAGCCAUGGUGCUUCUCUGGAGGAGGUGAUGGAGCAGAAGCUCUCCUUGGAUCUGAAGGGACCUGUUAAGAAAACUCAUUUAAGCGAGAACGUGCCAGUUUUGAAGACUGGACCACAGUCCACUCAGAGGAAGUUCCCUUCAAAGCGUGAACGCUCUGGUCACUACUCCUCGACAAGCUUGGACUCUGUCCAUGCUACUUCUCAGGAGCUCCUGGACUCUGGACUGGGCUCGUAUGAGUACCAGAGCUCUGAGCAUGGCAGCCAAUGCGAUCAAACAUUCAGAGGAGAAAUUCACAGGAAUUCAUCAGGAAAGCAUCACCAGCAUGGCAGUCGGCACCGGACCCCACCGCCCAGCAUCCAACCGUGCAGCUGCUGCUCCUUCCAGUCCAUGAGUUCUGGCACAAGCUACCACCACAACCACCACCACCACCACAGUAUGGACUUAGCUGGACCUCACAACUCACAACAAGGUGUUGUGCCCUACUUUCAGCCUCAAUAUAACUCUUAUGGAGGAGCACCUUCAUACCUACCAGUGAAUAUGCCCCAAUAUAGCCUUCCCCAGGAUUACCACCAUCACCACCACCACCACAGCAGGAUGCCUCCUCCUCAUCCUUCUCAUCCCCAACAUGGCUACUGGUCUGAGCCCUAUGGUGGCUACAACCAUUCCCCUCCUAGCCCCAUGCCGGGUGAGAUUGCUCCAUGGGGUCCAGGGAAACCCAGCCCGGCCAAAGCCAGCCCUGGGAAACCCAACUCUCAAAUGCUGGAGAGAGAGCAGGUUCGUAAGAAGCUUCUGGCAGUUUUUAACACCCAUCUCGUGGACAGAGCCAUGGAUUUGUUCCCCAACGUUAUGGAUCCUCAAAAACUAGCUGUGGAGAUACUCAAUCUGCAGUCCUACGAAGGGGUUUUAUGAGGUUUAUCGACCGCCUUUCGGACUCAUCAAUGCUCCAGGGCCACAGACAAGCUUUCAUGCUUGGUAUUUAUGAGUUAAAUUUUUUUAUGAUAGUGCUGGAAGUGUUGAACUUUAUUGUGUGAGACAGUUGGGAUAGGUAUUAUUUUAUUUUAUUUUAUUGCAUUGCAUGGUUUCGUCUUUUGUCUGUGUCAUCAGAAUUAAAAUAGAACUCUGGUGUGAAAUGGACUUUUGCUGUAGUAAAACAUGAUAAAAAGUACUCUGGUUCUGAGAUGGAGCUACUUUGAGGCUGGAUAGUUGUGUAAAAAGCUAUUUAUCAGGGCAAAUUAUGCCCCGUGUCACCCAGUGUGAAGGGUCUGAAGGGUGUUUGGACAAAUUGUUAAAAUUUCUGGAUCUCUGAACGCUGUGGGAGAGCCGAGGUGUGCUAUUCAUCAAAGGUAAGUACUUUUUAUUAUGUUUUACUAAAACAAAAGUCCAUUUUACACCGGAGUUCUCCUUUAACUGUAUUUUCUGGUAGUGUAUUUGCUUCUGUUCACACAGGACCCCUUCCUGGUAAUCCUGAUAAUGUAUGAGACUGUCCAAAUUGUACAUUACACUAAUUCAAAUAGUCUAAUAGCCAGAUUUACCCGCUGAACAUAAAUUUGAUGUGAAAUCAAUUUACACAUUAAGUAAACCUUUAUUCUAAUUUAUGAGAAUUAGAAAAUGUAUUUAGUUGGACCAAGUGAUAUAGUUUCAAAGUAUUUUUUGGGUUAUAACUUAAAACUUAAAUCUAACUAACAAAGCAUGUAAUGUUUGUCAUGAUAAAUAUAAAUAUCUGUUAACUCAAGGCAACUGUUCACUUUUAGAGACAGGAAAACAAAACAUACUACAGUUUGGGUUGGCAAAGAAUAUCCCAUUACACCCUUUAAAAGGUUACACCCUUUUAAUUGGUUCAAUAACUUUGAUUUGUAUACAGUCCUUCCUUUUUCAUCUCCUAAGCAACAGAAUUACAGAAAUGCACUUUUACAACCUCUACAAGUUGACUUUUGCAGGAAUUAUAUGAGAAAAUAAACACAUUUUCUAUUACCUAAAAUGCAUUUGUAAUGCUAUAUAUAAACUGACAGGGAGGAACCUGGGUGUAGGUGGAAAUUAAAAGCAUACACAUUACAAAAAUAGUUUUUGAACCAACUUAAAUGAUGUUUUUAAAUCAAUUAACAAUGUAACCUUUCUAUUGUACAUGGAAUUGCACUGGCUCUUCAUUUAGCAGCUGUUUCAGUAGUGUCUGAUAAUAUUUUCCAUGAAUAAAUUACUGUUAAUUGUGCACAGCAGAUCUAGUUCAAACUAAUCAUUAAAAUAGCAGGAAAAUAUAACUUUAUUGAAAACCAUCUCAAUAAAACACAGCAAAUAUAACAGAUCAAAUAAACAAUAUGUAGUAUAGAGGGGGAAAGUUUUAUGCUAUCUGUGGGCAGCACAUGGUUUAGGAUAGAUUUUACACCUAAUUCUAAAUUAUAAGUUAAUAUACUGUAUUUAAUAUGGGUUCAUUCAGCUUGUCAGUUGUUUGAUUACGGCUGGGUUGGUGUAUUUGUAUAUUUGUGGUAAGUGUGUUAUUGGUUGCAUUAACCAACAAAAUGUAAUAGUUUUAUUUUUUGUCUGGAUUUUGUUCUCAUGUCUUGCUGCAUUGUUUCUUCAGCACUUUGGCAUACAAUUGUGUUUAUAUGUACCAUAGUAUAACAAUGUUUUUUAUUCCUUAUUUAUUUGUUUCAAAUGUUUACUUAUGUUUAUUUUUUAUUUAGAAUUAUAAUUAUAUAUAUUUUUUACCUGACAACAGUCAUAUCAUUUAUUUUAUUAUCAUUAACAUAUAUCAUUGUACUUAAUGCCUAAUUUUUACCUUUCUCAAUCCAUUCUAUUUAGGUAGUGUUUAUAGUUUAUAUUAUGAGUAUUAAUUAUAGGAUAUAGCUAUUAAGUAGGUCUGUCACAAUAAUGAUUUGUAUUGUACAAUAUUUUGCCCAGAAAUAAUUGUAUUAUAUUUUUAUUAUAUUUUUUGCCACAGAUAAAGGUAAAUAAUAAAAUAACAGCAUAAUAAAUAAAUUAAUCCCUUUUUUAUAGAGCAAUACACUUUUAAAAAUGAAAAUCGAAAUGUAAAAAUGUAAAUAUUGACAGUACCAAUCAAAAGUUUGGACACACCAUAAAUGUAGUAUUUUUUUAUUUGAAAAUGUUCUUCAUUAAUAAUAAGGCCAUCCAAACUAUAAAGAAAAAACAUGGAUUUAUUUAGUAAACAAAAAAAGGGUGGCUUUCAGUUAACAGCUGUGCUGAACUCAUCAAGAGUUAAUUACUUGAAUUUCUUGUCUCUUAAUAAAGUGUUUGAGAGCAUCAGUUAAAGUAAAGUAGUGAAGAGGUAGAGUUACAGGUAUACAGUGAAUAGUGAAUAUUUGAGUAAUGUUCUAAUCCAGGUUUUGAGAAGCAACAACUACUCAACUAAAUAAAGAAAAAAAUUGCUUUAAGAAAACAUUAAGGUCAGUCAAUCCAAAAGACAAUUUUAAGUUAUGUUAUGAUGAAACUGGUUCUCAUCAGGACUUCCCCAGAAAAGGAAGAGCAAGAAUUACCUUUGCUGCAUGGGAUAAGUUCAUUCUGAGUUACCAGCCUCAGAAAGCGCAAGUUAUAUUAGAGUAUUUUGGUUUGUUUAACGCUUUUUUACUACCUUAUGUGUUUAUUCGGACUGGUACUGUAAGUAAAUACAUUGAAAAGACAACCAAAAUACCAGCUAUUUCAUAUACAUAGGCUUUACCAAUUAAAUCAAUUAAUUGAAUAUAGAAGUCAGCUAAAAAUUCUAAGAUUAAGUCCAUAUAUUGUUCAAUAUCGUAAUAAUUGUGACAGACCUACGAUUAUAAUUAUUUUUAUUUAAUAUUCUACUGGAGGUGACAUGUGGAUGCGAUCUGUCGGCACUGUGUGCCUCAAACAGCAGUCCCAAUGCCAAACUACCUAAAGCAGGUAGAGGAGUGUAUGCCCUGUGGGUCUUUUUGUGUAUUUUUUUCCCAUUCAGCUCUCUAAACAGUCUGAUGAUCACUGUGAGCAGUAAUUACCACAAAUAUAAUAGCACAUAAUCACACGUCUAUGCAAAUCAGGGUUCCCAUGACUAGCAGUCAGAAGAACACAAUAGGUACUAAAACCACACCCUGACAGAGUGUCAGUGAGAAAUGGUCAAAUAACCACCUCAGACUGACAGAUGGAGAUUAAGGACUUUUAUUUUAGACUUUGAAAAAUCAUAGUGUGCAGGUUUUGUGUUCAGAGACGAAUGUCGACUGUAAGUCACUUAAGUAAAGGGCGGGGUCUUCUGCUCUUUGUAAAAUGUAAUGCAAUAAAAAUAAACAAUCUUCUUGUACCAAAU